CCUUCUAGCUUCACUAUAAAACCUCUUGGAGCUACGAAAUUCACUUUUGUUUUCGCACAUUUGUUCAUUGGUCUUUUUAUCCCAUCUGUGGAGCAUCUCAAUACUGCUCAGUACAAUUUUUUUUAUCGGUUAAAAAGGUGAUUUCCAUAAAGAUGAAAAUUGUAUGUUUUGUCGUACUGUGCUGCAUUGCUGCUUGCUUAGCUGAACCAAAACCAGCUAUAAAUGAAAUACGACAACAGCAAUCGAAACCAGGACGAUUUUUGUCCCUCCCAGAUGCACAGAAAUGCGUAAACCGGCCUAAACAGUUUAAUUACAAAGGCCAUAAUUAUUUCUUUUCUGGACACGUGCCUGCACUUGAAAAUAAAAAAUACGAUUGGUUGGAUGGUCGGAAUCUGUGCCGUGAAUACUGCAUGGAUCUUGUUUCAAUGGAAACUCAGGAGGAAAAUAAUUUGAUCUUCAGACUCAUCCAGACCAAUGAUGUCCCAUACAUUUGGACUUCUGGAAGAUUGUGCGAUUUCAAGGGGUGCGAAGGACGUGCUGAUCUCGAGCCAAAGAACGUUUUCGGCUGGUUCUGGUCUGCAAAUCGCGAGAAGAUUCAGCCAACCAAUCAAAUUCCACAGGGCUGGGGAUACAAUCCAUGGAGUAGGACUGGGCACAAGAAGCAACCACAGCCAGAUAAUGCUGAAUUUGACAUUAAUCAAACAAGUGAAUCUUGUCUGUCUGUUCUGAAUAAUGUUUACAACGAUGGCAUUGCGUGGCACGAUGUUGCAUGCUACCAUGAAAAGCCUGUGGUGUGUGAGGAUAAUGAGGAACUUCUGAAUUAUGUUGCAGCCACGAAUCCCGGUAUUCGUCUCUAAGAAAGUGUUCAUUAAAUUUUAAAGAAAAACAAUAUCCCCCCACUAAAUAAAAAUUUCAAUAUCACCUUAUAUUAUUGAAAAUCAAGUAAAAUUCUAUUUUCUCUGUGCCGUUUAAUUUUUUUUAUCUUUUAAAAAAAAAUCUCUGAAUGUUCUUUCCUUUUGCCAAUUGGGCAUAUUUUCUAUCUAAACAUUCUUUGAUUAAGAAAUCAAUGAUUUCUUCUAAUGAUAACCUACCACUAUUCCAAGAUAUUUUGUACAUCAAUGUUACCCCACAUACAUGGUACGCAUUUAGCAUAAAAUAUAGUUGUAUAAUGAAGUCUCAGUGACAGAAAAGAGGACCUCGUCUCUGACGAAUUGCCAUGAUAUUUUCAAAUUCUGAAAUUUAAUUUUUUUUGCUAAGAAUACCACAAUAAUGAAAAUUCCAAAUAUUUACAAAAUUUAAUUGGCGAGGUUUCCUAUUACUACCCACGAGCAAUGUCUUUUAAAUUAUUGUGAUUAUUUACAAAAAAAAACUGAAAAUUAUUCGGCAAACACCAUUUCAAAAAUAUAUUUAUAAAUAUUUUCUUUUUAGUUAUAAUACUAAUGCGAUUUUUUAUGGUAUGACACAUUUGGUCGUUAAGUAUUUAAGGAAAUGAUUGAAGAUUUAGAAAAGACAUUGCUCUUUGUGAAAUUUAUAAAUUUGUUUCCUAUACCAUAAUUUGAAACUAUUAUAUUAUAUUUAAAUAUAAAAAAAUAAUUUUUAUCUUUGAAAAUGAAGAAGAUGCUUCUAACCGUAAUUAAAGCAUAAAAAAAUGAAGAUUUAAAAUUUAAAUUAAACUAUCCUUUCUUACUUACCACCCCCCUUUUAGUAGAGGGAAUAUUUAGUAGAAAGAAAGAAAAAAUAACAAAAAUACAAAAGUAAAACUUCUUUCAGGAAAAUAUUCAAGAAAUUGUUUAUUUUUUUAAUACAUAUACUAACAUUCAUAGUUACCAUUAUUGUUGAAUUAGAUUUAUGAAAAGAAAAAGAUACAAAAAAAAACGUUUUUGUGGUUUUUAUCAAUAUUUACCUUUGUAGAGAAUAAACAAUUUUUUAUUUCUUCUUUUCAUUUAUAAUAUUUUUCCUAUUUACUCAAACUAACUUAAAUAAAUAAGCAGUAUGUAUUAAAAUGAAUUUAAUAUUAAUAAAAAAAAUGAAAUAUAAUUUUUCAAAAUAUAAAUAAAAGACACACAGACAGUAAAUUGAAUUAUAUUAAUGUAAACGUGAAUACUUCAAUACUGCAAUAUUAUCUUCUUUAUUAAGAUAUUAAUCUAUACACUGUACUUAAAAAUCUGUGAAAUAUCUAACAAAGUUUAAUAUUCCAUACAAA
Messenger RNA from Lutzomyia longipalpis, 2203 nucleotides. RefSeq lists its product as uncharacterized. The transcript has 3 exons. The record is from RefSeq and is a predicted model, not a curated record. NCBI's taxonomy places the organism in Eukaryota, Metazoa, Arthropoda, Insecta, Diptera, Psychodidae. Bases 153 to 857 code for a protein of 234 amino acids.